Trichoderma atroviride IMI 206040 is the source of this 1911-nucleotide messenger RNA. RefSeq lists its product as uncharacterized. Gene Ontology annotation, cellular component: endoplasmic reticulum membrane. The record is from RefSeq and is a predicted model, not a curated record. Lineage: Eukaryota; Fungi; Ascomycota; Sordariomycetes; Hypocreales; Hypocreaceae. Gene Ontology annotation, molecular function: alpha-1,2-mannosyltransferase activity. Gene Ontology annotation, biological process: GPI anchor biosynthetic process.
AUGGCCGGCCACCAACGCGCUCCUUCGGCCUCGUUCAAGAGCAAGCCGCGCCUCUCGCCCGUUCCGCUGCGGGACAUUGUCAUUCUGCGGCUGCUCAAUGCCCUGUACCUGGCCACCUUUUUCCAGCCCGAUGAGUUUUUCCAGGCGCUGGAGCCGGCUUGGCGCCUGGCCUUUGGACCCGGAAGCGGCGCGUGGCUCACAUGGGAAUGGCACCACCAGCUGAGGUCGUCUCUCCAUCCUCUCCUCUUCUCUGGCGCCUACAUGGCCGCAGAUCGUCUAUCCGCCGUCUUUCCCCCAGGAAAUGCUAUUCGCUCUGCUGCAGUCAUUGUUUCUCCUCGCAUCUUGCAGGCCAUUAUUGCUGCUCUGGGAGACUGGUACACCUGGCAUCUUGCCUCCAACGUGUAUGGCUCUGAUAGCAACGCCUCCUUCUUUGCUCUCUUCAUGCAACUUCUGAAUCCCUGGCAAUGGUACUGCUCCACGAGGACUUUUUCCAAUUCUCUAGAGACAACUCUCACGGUCAUGGCCCUCUGCUACUGGCCCUGGCAACUCGUCGGUGUUGCCCCCUAUUCCAUCAAGGAAAACUCCAAGCCCUUCAAUGUCUUGCGCGGCAAACUAUGGCGCCUCCGUGCUUCGCUGUGUCUCGCCGCCUUGGCUGUCGUUUUACGCCCUACCAAUAUCCUCAUUUGGCUCACCAUCGUCUUCAUCGCUCUAACGAGAAUCACGCUUCAAGGGAACUCGCCCUUGAGCUUCGGUACCGUCUUGGUUCUAUUCAGAGAAGCAAUCCUAUGCGGGUCUCUGGUGGUGGGCUUGUCUGUCCUCGCUGACCGGUUCUACUUUGGAGAAUGGGCCUUUCCGCCUUACAACUGGCUCACCUUCAACAUCUCCAAAUCGCUUGCCGUCUUUUACGGCCGCAACCCCUGGCACUACUAUCUCCUCCAGGGCAUACCUCUGCUGUGCACCACAAGCGUCCCUUUUGUUGUGCCAGCACUGUUCAAGCCUUCGUCCAAGACGGCAGAUCAGGCCAACAUACUUCGGACGCUCUCCUACGCUGUUCUCAGCACCGUCGUUGCCCUUUCCCUCAUCUCCCACAAAGAAGUUCGCUUCAUCUAUCCUCUCCUCCCAGUUCUCAGCGUCCUUGCCGCUCCUCGAGCCGCGUCCUUCUUCACUUCGGUCACGCGAACAAGUCCGCCUCCCUCCAUCUCAUCCGCGGCUCAAAUCUCUGCCUCUCAGCCCUCCGGGACAAAGUCACCGGCUGCUCGCCGCGCUCGCCUCCGCAACAAGCCUCUUCUCUUUACCGCCUUGGGAGUCAACAUUGUCCUCGCCGGCUAUCUCUCUUUCCUGCACCAGCCCGCACCUCUUGGCGUCCUCUCAUUCCUCCGACAAGAAUAUGAACGCAUCCAUCCGUCUGCCGUUCAUCACGCCCAUCUAACCCACUACUCCAAUGUCACGACAUCCACCAACGAUGACUCUAAUAAAGAAGACCUCUUCGCUCUCUUCCUGAUGCCGUGCCACUCCACCCCCUGGCGCUCCCAUCUCGUCUAUCCAGGACUGUCGGCCUAUGCGCUCACCUGCGAACCCCCCCUGCAUACCCAACCAAACACCCCCGAGCGCGAGUUGUACCGCGACGAAGCAGAUCGCUUCUACGACAACCCCAUCCCAUUUCUACGCCAAGAACUCUUCGCCCCUGGAAACCCCGUCGUGCCUGUUCCCCGAUACAUUGUCGGGUUCGAAGGCAUAGAGCCUUGGCUGGGCGAGUUUUUGAACACUCCCGAGGGCAAGCGACUGGGCAUAUCGCAGCUCACUCGCGUGUGGGCGGGCUUCAAUGGAUUUUUCAACGAAGACUGGCGAAGAGAGGGUUACAUGAUUGUUUGGGAUACGGGGUUGUACGAGGGAUCCGUCACAAGGGCCUAA